CUAAGAUCUUAUUUUGACAUUGCAUCAACUUGAUGAAAAAACAUUAUUCACAGCGUAAUAUUUUCUAUAAAAAAACUUUCAUACUCUGACAGAAAUGGCUGAAGGCCAAAUCCCGUUCGAAUCAAAAAUACUAUGCAGGUACUAUGUUCAUGGGGCCUGUAGGAAAGGAGACAAUUGCAAUUACUCCCAUGAUCGUCACAAUCCGGUAGACAAUGUUUGCAAGUACUACAUCCGUGGAUCCUGUACAUUUGGGGAUAGAUGCAGAUAUGAUCAUAUAAAGCCAAGGUCCAACUUCCAACCAGAAAGUCAGAAGAAAAGCACACCAUUGAAACCCGUGCCUCAGAAAUCCCAUGUGCCACCCCCUGUUUCCAGUUCCGAACCUAUUACAAGUGGAAUGGUCUCCCUCAAGAAGGCCUUAAAUAAGGAGCCCAGCACACCCACCACUCCAAAGCCCCCUGAAGAAUGGGUAAAGGCUUCCGAAUUUGUUCCUGGCCAGCCGUUUCAGUGUUCAUCCAUUCCAAACUCCUAUGCUCACGCUGCAGCAAACAAUCUUGAAAAUACCGAGCCCUCCCUUAGUUUUGAUGAAGUUCCGGUAGUAAGUUCAGGUCAAUUGCUGUGCCCGUUUUCUGCUGAUCGUGAAUGCCCGUAUGGUGACGAGUGCGAAUAUCGUCAUGGCGACGUGUGUGACCUUUGUGGGCUUGCUGUUUUGUUGCCAGGAGACGAGAAACAAAACUUGGAGCAUAGACAAGAAUGUUUACAGCAGCAUGAGAGAGACAUGGAGCUAUCAUUCGCAAUUGCGCGCAGUAAAGACAAGCAGUGUGGAGUCUGUAUGGACAUAGUGUUGGAAAAACAGCCAACAGCCGAGCAGAGAUUUGGUAUUCUCUCCGAUUGCUCCCACUGCUUCUGUCUCGCAUGUAUUCGAAAAUGGAGGGCAUCAAAACAGUUUGAUAGUAAGACAAUCAGAUCAUGUCCAGAAUGUCGUGUUCAGUCAGAUUUUGUCACACCGAGUGCGUACUGGGUCGAUACGAAGGAAGAUAAAAUCAAACUGAUCCAAGGAUACAAACAGGCUCUUGGGAAAAAGCCAUGCAAAUACUUUGACAAGGGAAGGGGUGAGUGUCCAUUCAACGAAAAAUGUUUCUACCUUCACAUGAAUCCAGACGGAACUAAAGCUGAGCCGAAUCCUCGUCGGUGACGGCAAAGACGCAAUGCCGAUGGCAGUUUGGAUUACGAGGAGCGCGUGACCUUUUGGGAUUUCUUUCAAGAGAGACAAGAGCGGCUUCAAAAUUUGCUGCUGAUGUUGGAAGAUGAUAUCGCUAGUCUCUUAAUUAACCUGAACUUUUUCUCCGAUUCUGAGGAAGAGAGUGAUGAUGAUGAUGACUUCUUAUUAUUUUGAUAAAAUAUGAAGAUAUUUCAAAAGUUUCAAUUUUCUUAAACAUUGGUUUUUCUCUAAUAUAUAUAAUUUAGAAGAUAAUUAUGCCCCCCUUCGAAGAAAGGGGUAUAUUGCUUUGCACAUGUCGGUCGGUACGUCCGUCCGUCCGUCCGUCCGUCAGUAGACCAAAGCUUGUCUGAGUGAUAACUCAACAAUUCCUGGACGUAUGGUCAUCAAACUUGACAUGAAGGUUGGGCCUGACCAGUAGAUGACCCUUAAUGAUUUUGGGGCUCAUCGGGUCAAAGGUCAAGGUCACAGUGACCUUUAAUGGUAAAAUAAUUUUAAAGCUUGUCUGAGUGAUAACUCAACAAUACCUAUGGUCUUCAAACUUAAUAUGGAAGUUGGGCCUGACCAGUAGAUGACCCCUAUUGUUUUUUGGGGUAAUCGGGCCAAAAGUCAAGGUCACAGUGACCUUGAAUGGUAAAAGUUUGUCCGAGUGAUAACUCGACAAUGCCGGCACCGAUGGCCCUCAUACUUGACUUGGAGGUUGGGCCUUACCAGUAGAUGACCCCUAUUGCUUUUGGGGGUCUUUGGGUCAAGGUCACGGUGACCUUGAAUGGUAAAAGGUUGUCCGUGUGAUAACUCUACAAUGCCUGCACCCAUGGUCCUCAAACUUGACUUGGAGUUGGGUCUGACCUGUAGAUGACCCCUUAUGAUUUUAGGGGUCAAAGGUCAAGGUCACAGUGACCUUGAACGAAAAAAGAUUGUCUGUGAUAACUUGUCAAUGCCUGCACCCAUGGCCCUCAAACUUGACAUUUAGAUUUUUGGUGACCAGCUGAUGACUCCUAUGGAUUUUGAGGUCAUAGAGUCAAAGGUCAUGGUCAUAACACACUCUAUCCUCACACUUUGAAUGGUCAUAUUCUUAAAACUGCCUCAACGGCAUCCAAUGUCAGUGACAAAUCAGCUGUCGUUUCAGUCCAUGCAUAUUUCAUUCAAUUGUCCAUAUAAUCCUGACAACAUUGUGCUCAGGGGGGAGGCAUUAUGUUUGACAAACAUCUCUUGUUUAUAUGGGUUUGUUCGUCUCAGAGCUAUUGUGAUCGACAGAUUUUUGUUCAGUUUAUCAAUCUGUCCAUUAUAUAUGUAUUGUUGAUAAUAUAUGUAGUCCUUUGAUUUUCUUUGUUAUAUAUAGCAUAAAUAGUUAAUAGCAAUCUGCAUCGUCUAGUCAUUUAUUACGUUGCAUGUUUUUUCCAAGUUAAAAGUCACGAAAUUGAAGAAGAGUAUAGUUUAUUGGACUUUACCACAUAGUUAAUCAACCAUCAACAUGAGUUUGAAUAUAUACAUUUUAAAUAGGCAUUAUCAAAUUCAAAUUUAAAUUGAAGUAAUACAUAAUAUAUUAUAUGAUUAACAAAAUCAUACAAACCAAGAAGAGUUAUCAGUAUACACAUAUACAUUUAUAUGUACAAAAUAAUAAUCAAUAUGAAAUCAUAAAGCAUAGAUAAUGGAUCAAUAUGCAUUAAUAUGCAAAAUAUGUGAAAAUAAGAAAUAUAAUAAUUAUCAAUAGAGACCUUAUCACUUUAGCUAUAUAUUCUGAAUAUAUAAAUACAUAUUAAAUACAUGAAACAUUUUAAAUGUGGAAGCAAUAGAAAAUAACUAAAACAUCUUUGGGUAAAUAAAUAAUUCGUAUUUUCAUGUCGACAGUUUAUGAAAGUCACCAAUUUUAUAAUAUCUUUUUCACAUCUAGUUAGUAUUAAAGCUGUACUCUCACAUAUAGACCAUGUUUACCACUUUUUUGAAUGAGUCCGUUUUUGAGUAAUUUUCUGAAAACCAGUGAUGUGACUGUUGACAAAAGAACGGAGUUUUAAGAAUGCUUUAUGAAAAAUAAGCUUGUCGGCAGUUUUCCAAACAAUUGAAAUACGUUCCUUUGCGAGAUAUCACAAAUGACUAAAUUAAAGGCAUUGAUACCAAAAAUCAGCCAAUUCUGAGACUAAAAUAAUAAAAUUAUAAACCAUCAAUCUGUGUGAGUGCAGCUGUAAAAUAUCAAAAAAUAAAAGUGCUUAAACUUUAAAAGCAAAAAAAAGAAAACACGAAAAAAUUAUGUUCAUAUAAAUCUAUGAUUGUUAUGAUGAAAUACAUAAAUAAUCGUUUGAAAUACAUCUAUAGAAAAAGACUGAGAGUUGUGGGCUUGUAAACAUACCAAUUCGAUGUAAGGGUUUACGUUCUAAUCUCUAAGUACACUUAGUAAAUCUUCCGAAUUAUAAAUACAAUAAUAUAAAAAGCGGCCUACGUAUUCAAUUUUGUAGCAAAACUGAAGCCACCUCUGUUAGGGACUUGGUUUAGCAAUGGUUCUUGUGUUUUAACAUUUAUUAAAUCAUAGUUUUUUUGUGAAGUCGCAUGUUUGGAGAUUGUUAUAUUACUUGUAUGUCAACGCUUUUCACGUUCAGACUGUUUUUGUGUCUCUUGAA
Mya arenaria is the source of this 3831-nucleotide messenger RNA. RefSeq names its product probable E3 ubiquitin-protein ligase makorin-1. Lineage: Eukaryota; Metazoa; Mollusca; Bivalvia; Myida; Myidae. Gene Ontology annotation, molecular function: ubiquitin protein ligase activity; metal ion binding. Gene Ontology annotation, biological process: protein polyubiquitination. The coding region runs from base 95 to 1192 and encodes 365 amino acids. The transcript has 7 exons. The record is from RefSeq and is a predicted model, not a curated record.